This is a messenger RNA of Tachyglossus aculeatus (Australian echidna), 3046 nucleotides long. It is a transcript of the gene AK5, whose product is annotated as adenylate kinase 5. NCBI's taxonomy places the organism in Eukaryota, Metazoa, Chordata, Mammalia, Monotremata, Tachyglossidae. The record is from RefSeq and is a predicted model, not a curated record. Gene Ontology annotation, biological process: nucleoside triphosphate biosynthetic process. The coding region runs from base 103 to 1785 and encodes 560 amino acids. Gene Ontology annotation, cellular component: cytosol; cytoplasm. The transcript has 14 exons. Gene Ontology annotation, molecular function: ATP binding; nucleoside diphosphate kinase activity.
CGCUCUCUCCCCACGUCCCCAGCUCCAGCUCCAGCUCCGGCCCGACCCCCGGCCCUUCUUCUUCUUCUUCUUCUUCUUGCUGGCCCCAGCCCGCCCGGAGGCAUGAACCCCGGAGACGCCAAGGAGUACCUGGCCCGCAGAGAAAUCCCGCAGCUCUUCGAGAGUCUGUUGAAUGGAUUGAUGUGCUAUAAGCCUGACGACCCAAUCGAAUAUCUGGAAGGUUGCUUGCAGAAAGUAAAGGAACUGGGAGGAUCAGAAAAGGUGAAAUGGGAUACUUUUGUCAGUCAAGAGAAGAAGACAUUGCCUCACCUCAAUGGAGGUCAAUCCAAGAGAUCAUUUUUCAGAAAUGUGAUGCCGGACAACCUUAACUUUCCUUAUCGGCGAUAUGACCGCCUCUCUCCCAUUCAUCAGUUUUCUAUAGAAAGCGACACGGAUCUCUCCGAAACUGCCGAGCUCAUCGAGGAGUAUGAAGUGUUUGAUCCUACGAGGCCACGACCGAAAAUCAUUCUUGUCAUAGGUGGUCCCGGAAGUGGGAAGGGAACCCAGAGUUUGAAAAUAGCAGAACGCUAUGGAUUUAAAUACAUUUCAGUGGGGGAAUUGUUAAGGAAGAGAAUCCACAACACAAGCAGCAAUAGGAAAUGGAGCCUCAUUGCUAAAAUAAUUACCACCGGAGAAUUAGCCCCACAGGAAACAACAAUCACAGAAAUAAAGCAGAAACUGAUGCAGAUCCCUGAUGAAGAGGGCAUUGUUAUUGAUGGAUUUCCUCGAGAUGUUGCCCAGGCUAUCUCCUUUGAGGACCAGAUCUGCACUCCAGAUUUGGUGGUGUUCCUGGCUUGCACUAACCAGAGGCUGAAAGAAAGACUGGUGAAACGUGCCGAGCAGCAGGGUCGACCCGACGACAACCUCAAAGCCACCCAAAGACGGCUAAUGAAUUUUAAGCAGAAUGCUGUUCCGUUGGUCAAAUACUUCCAGGAAAAGGGGCUGAUCAUGACAUUUGAUGCAGACAGAGAGGAAGAUGAAGUAUUCUAUGAUAUAAACAUGGCAGUUGACAACAAACUAUUUCCUUCAAAAGAGGCUGUAGCAGGCCAAAGUGAACUCGACCCCUGUAUGACCAUGUACUCUGCAGAUACGAUCGACUCAGAGUAUUACUUUGAAGACCAGGGAGACGACUCAUCUGACGUAUUUGGAGAGGAGAGCAUGGGAGAUUUUAUGGAAGAUUUGAAGAAAUCCAAGAUCAUUUUUGUGAUCGGAGGUCCUAACUCUUGCAGAGGAGUCCAAUGUGAAAAACUGGUGCAGAAAUAUGGAUUUACUCACCUGUCUGUGGAUGAACUCCUCCAAAGCGAGAGAUCAUCAGCAUCCGGGAGAGACGGAAGUCAGAACAGAAACAUCGCGGAGCCGGUGUCCAUGGGUACUGUUCUGGAACUUCUGAAAGAAGCCAUGGCUGCCAGCUUUGGGGGCACUAAAGGAUUCCUGAUUGAUGGCUUCCCUCAGGAUGUGACACAGGGAGAAGAGUUUGAACGCAAGAUUGGAGAGCCACACCUCGUGAUCUGCAUGGACUGUUCUGUAGACACCAUCACCGGUCACUUUUUCCAGAAGAGUCAAAGCGGCCACCAUGACGAUGACCCCAGUGAGACUACUGCCGAGCAAAUAGAAACUUCCUACCAAGUGUCAGAACCUUUGCUUGCUUAUUAUGAAAAGAAAACACAAUUAUGCAAGAUAAAUACAGAAGGAACUCCAGAAGAUAUCUUUCUUCAAGUCUGUUCAGCUAUCGACUCCGUUUUCUGAAGGAAAAAAAGGGGGGCUAAAGGAAGAUGGGAGACUCUGGAUUUUAUUCAGCCUUCUAUGAAAAUAAUGUAUGUAUUAAGAAGUUAAAUCAUUCACGUGGCCAUGACUGUCCUGAUAACAGUGCUGUAUUGAAAGGAAUUUGUGCAUGUUGAAUUUGGUGUUCUAAAACUUUCUUCACCCGCACACUCACACAGAAAUACAAUCGUAUCUCGUUGAUCACUUAGUUUUCACGUCAGAGAUUUAAAGCCAGCAUGCCGAGCAGCAAUUCCAGCCCUUGUUUUCAGAUGUGUCACAGUCAGCCGUCACCUCCUUCAGCUUAUUCAAGUGAACUGUAGUCACAGAGCACAGAAUGCACUAAGGGACUUCCUCGUUGACACUGUAUCCACUGAGGCUGCAAACUCAAGUCUCACUUAAGCUUUCAUUAGUUUCUACCGGUCAUUUGCGGGCAAAUCUUUAGCCAUCCUUUAGAAUGGCCGGACCCGUUCUGCGGCCUUUGGUUUCGGGUCAGAUCCCACCCUUGAACUUCUGUACCUCCGGGAAGCAGCAGAACACAACCACAAGGCCUGACAGAAACACAAAUGCAAAUACACAGAGGAAUGGAAAGGGUGAUCCAGUUUUUGCAGAGAGAGAACAUGGUAAUUGUGGAAGACGUCCUUUUCCACUGCUUUCGUGAAUAUGCCUACCAGUGCAUUUGUCGGGAAUUGGCAUGGGGUUUCGUUCGGUCCUGCUGCCUACGAAGAGAUGAAUGGGGUUAGACUCAUACCGCAAUUUCUCUCUCUUGGAGAUAACUGUUUGCCCGUUAGAAAAGAAUACAGACUAUAAAAAUGAGGAAGCAGCAAAGUACAUUGGCCAUACUUCAAUUUAUCAUCUGAAAUUUAAAUCAUUAUGUUCUAUCACAAGGAAACACUUAGAUACCAAAAUUUAUGAAGCAAAAGAGAGGGGGAAGAGGGAAAAGAGCUUAACUGAGUUGUACUUAACGACCCCCUUUCCAAGUGCUUGCACACAAAUAUGUAAAAACACGUUUUCCUUGCAUUGGUGGCCAGAACUCUUCUUUCUUGUGUGUUUACUUGUAGUUGAAUAAAGCUUGACAUCCAACUGCAACUUCUCCCAGACCCCAAAAGUCCAGCAUUUCUUUUUGCAUGAUUUAUCUUUUUGUCCAAAGUUGAACUAAUAAGGAUCAAGUUGAACUAAGAUUUGUAUUUUUAAAUUUACCUUUCUUGUAAUGACUAUAUUCGACUAAUAAAACUCUUACUACAUGUUA